Messenger RNA from Closterium sp. NIES-65, 6453 nucleotides. Lineage: Eukaryota; Viridiplantae; Streptophyta; Zygnematophyceae; Desmidiales; Closteriaceae. The record is from the annotation of a GenBank genome assembly.
AUGGUUCCCACACCGGGGCUACCAAAUUCCGAUGCUUCAAGAUCCCAAACCUGGACCGCUGGUUCGGAUGGCAUGCCCGCAUCAGGAUUGGUGGCAGGUCCGGGUGCAAGCGUGGCUGCUGCUGAUGGUGCGGCUGCCAGCGCGGGUGCUGCGUUGGGGACUUCUACGGGCCCUGGUCAAGCUGCGGCGAGAGGAGGGAGAGAGGGAGGUGAAGUUGCUUCGGGCAUGUCAGGGUCAGGAGUGCAGGCAGGUGUGGGGGUUGGUGUGGGGGUAGGGACGGGCAGAGUCAUGGGUCAACGUGGUGGUCUGGCUGACCUGGCAAUGCCAGGGUACCUGCCACCAGGCCCUUCCAUCCCAUCCGGCCCAGCACAGGCGGGAGGGGCAACGGAGCAGGCAGGUCGGGUGGGUGGCGCGUCUCUCAUGAUUCCCACGCCUGGCGGCCCUCCCGUGAUGGACGCUGGGGGCCUCACUGCCUCUGCUGCUCGCGACGGCGCCUUUCGUGGGGCUGGGGCAGCAGGGGGGGCGGGUGGGGCAGGUGGGGCUGUGGUGGACGGUGCUGCUGUGGCCGGGACUGGUGCCGGUGCUGCUGGCGUGGGUGGUGCAGGCGGUGUGAUGGCGCAUCAGCAGCACUCACGUCAGCAGCCGCAGCAGCACCCGCAUGUUAAGGGGAACGCGGGAUUUCCACAGCGGAUGCAGGGUGGAAAAGGGCCUGUGGGCUCACAGCAAACGCAGCAGCAGCAGCAGCAGCCCUCCGGUUCAACACCCGGUUCGGGAGCAACAGGUGCAGUGCUGAAUGGCGUGCCUGCUAGUACCGAACCUUCUGCCAAAGCCACUGCAGCUGCAGGAGCAGCGGCGGGAGCAGCGGCAGGAGCAGGGGCAGGAGGAGGAGCGACAGCAGGAGCAGGGGCCGUGGCAUUGGUGGAAGCGGGAGCAGGGACGGGAGCAGCAGGGGAUAUAGCAGCAGGAGGCGGCGCGAUCGACCCCCAGCGGGCCAUGCAGUACCAGCGGCAGCAGAAGUGGUUGCACACGCUGCGCCAUGCGUCUCGCUGCAUCGCUGCCAACGGCUCCUGCAACGUGGGCGCGCACUGCCGCGUGUUUCGAGAGCUCUGGGCCCACUGCUCCCGCUGCAAGGACCCUGAGUGCGCUUACCCCCGCUGCGUCCCUUCCAGGAAGCUUCUCCACCAUCACCAGAUCUGCCGGGAUCCCAAGUGCCCCGUGUGUGGGCCUGUGAGGCGCGCGUUUCAGCAGCAGAUGCUGGCGGCGAGAGCGAAUGCGGCGGCUGCUGCGGCUGCGGCGGCUGCCGCUGCUGCUGCGGCUGCGGCUGCAGCAGCUGCUCCUGUAGUGACUGCUGCAGCUGAUGCCGCUGCGGGUACUGGGAAUGAGCGACAGGACGGGAAAGAGGUCGAGGCAGAGGCAGGUGCCAUUGAUGGUCAAAUCACGACCGUGCCUGUGGCGGAUGGAGCAGUUGCGGUGAACGGCGACGCUUCCAAUGCUGCAGCAGCUGCAGGUGGGCAGGGAGAUCACUCCACUGCUGUGCCGGUUGUCACCACUGGUACCGCCAAGCCUGCACCUGCACCUGAAGACACAGCCACAGGCAAAGGGGCAUCUGCCAAUGGAGCUUCGGCUCCUGGUGUUUCUCUGCCGCUGGGUCCUGCUGCUGGGGCUGCAGGGGCUGUAGAGAGGGCAACACAAGCUGGUGCUACUGCCGCAGCCAGUGCUGCUGCUACUGCUGCUGCCAGUGCUGCUAGAGCAGCAGGAGCAGCGGCGGCUUCAGGCUCAGCUGGUGCCACGGGUGUUGCUGGGUCGGCCAUUACAGGGCAGAAGAGGCCGAAUGAGGGAGCUAGGCGCGGGGAGGGCGGGGUGGCAGAGGCAGGGCGGGAGAAGGAGAGGGAGAAGGAGAAGGGGGCAGGGGCGCAGCCGCUAAAACGAGCCAAGCUGGAAGGCGGGGUGGGGGGUCUAAAGGCUGCAGGUGGUGGGCCAAAGCGGAGCUCUGGCGUGAAGGCAGAGGCUGGCGCUGCUGCAGCAGCAGGAGGAGGAGUGGGUGGUGCUGGUGGUCCUGGCGGUGCUGCUGGUGCUGCUGGUGGCGAGAAAGAGAAGCCUGAGAGGCCUGUUGGUGCCAAGGCUGGCAAGGCUGCUGGCAGCAAGAUGCAGGGAAGUGCCAAUGGCGCUCUUGCAGGGAGAGCGGGCGCACAGGCUAAGGCUGCUGCUGCCGCUGCUGCUGCUGCUGGUGGUGCUGCAGUGAAGGCAGAGGGAGGGGUAGGGUCAGCAGGGGCAGGGGCAGGGCAGGUGAAGGCGGAGGGUAGGACUGGGGCAGGUGCGUCUGGCGCGGGUGGUGCUGGUGGCGGCGCAGCGAGUGUGAAGGCAGAGCCUCGGACAGAAGAUAGCAAGGCGCUUGUCCCUGCAGGUGGGGCAGGAGCAGUCACCACCUCAGCAGCAGCUGCUGCAGCAGCAGCAUCAGCAGCGGCAGCAGCUGCGGCGGCAGCAGCGAACAACAAGAACAUGAAGAGCAAAGGCGUGGGCACGUCUCUAACCGAGCUCUUCACCCCGGAGAUGAUCCGGCUGCACGUGCGGAGCCUGAGGCAGUGGGUGGGGCAGAGCAAGCAGAAGCAGGAGAAGCUGCAGGCGGCGCAGCAGCUGCAGCAGCAGCAGCCGCGGGACAGCGACUGCCGGCUGUGCUCCGUGGAGAAGCUCUUCUUUGACCCGCCGCCCAUCUACUGCACGGCGUGUGGGCGCAGGAUUCAGAGGAACAAGGCGUAUUAUGCCACGCCGGGCGCGGGCGACCAGCGGCAGUGCGUGUGUAACCGGUGCUAUGGGGACUUCCGAGGGGAUGCGAUCACGCUGGAGGGGCUCCGGCCGAUUCCCAAGGCUAGUCUCACCAAGAGAAUUAAUGAUGAGGAGACAGAGGAAGCGGUAUGUGCAUUUCUUGUGCAUUUCUUUCUCCCUGGUCCUCCCAUUUGGUUUUCUCCGUUUGAUCUUGCUGGCUCCCCGUCCCAACCUACUCUCCCUGUUCCCCCCUCCUUCCCUUGUAUGCGCAAUCUGCUGUGCGACACGUGUGACCGGUGGGUGCACCAGUGGGUGCAGUGUGACACGUGCGACCGGUGGGUGCACCAGUGGGUACAAUGCGACACGUGCGACCGGUGGGUGCACCAGGUGUGUGCGCUCUUCAACGGGCGGCGCAACGAGGGCGAGGCGGAGUACACGUGUCCGCUGUGCUGCUGCGAGCAGAUGGAGCGAGGCCUCCGGGCGCCUCUCCCGCCCUCCACCGUGCUCGGCGCCCGAGACCUGCCCCGCUCGCGCCUCUCAGAUCAUUUAGAGGGGCGGCUGGCGAAGAGGCUGGCGCAGGAGAGGGAGGAGAGGGCCAGGCAGCAGCGGAAGAGACCAGAUGAGGGGCGGCUGGCGAAGAGGCUGGCGCAGGAGAGGGAGGAGAGGGCCAGGCAGCAGAGGAAGAGACCAGAUGAGGUGGAAGGGCCGGAGGAGCUGGUGAUACGAGUGGUGUCGACCGUGGACAAGAGGAUGGAGACUCUUGCAUUGACUCUGAGGUUUUCUCUUGUGCCUUCAUUCUCUGCGUAUCUGUGUGUGGUUAUGCAGGUGGAAGGGCCCGAGGAGCUGGUGAUCCGAGUGGUGUCAUCGGUGGACAAGAGGAUGGAGACGAAGCCACGCUUUCUCAACUUGUUCCCAGAUGGGGAGUACCCCAAAGAGUUCCCUUACAAGUCCAAGGUGGUGCUGUUGUUCCAGCACAUAGUGGGGGGGGAUGGAGGUGUGCCUCUAUGCCAGUCAGUGAGCCCUCUCUUUACACCCGCUCCAUAUUCUCCUCCUCGUCCCCCCUCCCACUUCCUCCACAACGCUCACCAGGUGGUGCUGCUGUUUCAGCGCAUAGAGGGCGUAGAGGUGUGUCUCUACGCCAUGUACGUGCAGGAGUUUGGUGCCGACUGCCUGCCGCCCAACCACCGCCGCAUCUACCUCUCCUACCUCGACUCCAUCAAGUACUUCCGCCCUGACGUCCGUACGGUCAACGGGGAGGCCCUGAGAACGUUCGUGUACCACGAGAUUCUGGUGAGUGACCUUGCCUCUAGGCGCAGGUGUGCUUGCUUGCUGCUAGGUGCUGGUGAAUUUCCUGGUUCAAGCCAACCACCGCCGCAUCUACCUCUCCUACCUCGACUCCAUCAAGUACUUCCGCCCGGACGUCCGCACCGUAUAUGGGGAGGCCCUGCGGACGUUUGUCUACCACGAGAUUCUGGUGAGCAAUCUUCUCAGUGCACCACCCUCUUGCCAUUCUCCAUCUACCUCUCCUGCCUCCACUCCAUCAAGUACUUCCGCCCGGACGUGCGCACUGUCAACGGGGAGGCCCUGAGCACAUUCGUCUGCCAUGAGAUACUGAUCGGGUACCUGGAGUAUUCCAAGAUGCGUGGCUUCACGAGUUGCUACAUCUGGGCGUGCCCGCCGCUCAAGGGCGAGGACUACAUCCUCUACUGCCACCCCGAGAUCCAGAAGACACCCCAACCCGUCAAGCUGCGCGAAUGGUACCUCACCAUGCUGCGGAAAGCCACGGCAGAGAGCAUGGUGGUGGAGGUGAGCAACCUCUACGACACCUUCUUCUUGUUCAACCGCCUCUCUCCUACACCUCCCUUCCAUCCCCCUUCUCCAGGUAUCUCACCAUGCUGCGCAAGGCGACUGCAGAGAGCAUGGUGGUGGAGGUACCUCACCAUGCUGCGGAAAGCCACCUCAGAGAACAUCGUGGUGGAAGUGAGCAACCUGUACGACACCUUCUUCGUGCAGAUCGGGGAGUGCCGCGCGCUGCCCUCCGCAGCCCGCCUGCCGUACUUUGACGGGGACUACUGGCCGGGCGCCAUGGAGGACGAGCUGCAGAAGCUGCUGGAGGAGCGCGAGGAGGAGAAGGCCGGAGGGAAGGGGCCCAAGAAGGCAAAGAAGAGCAAGGCUUCGAGCAAACGGGGGGGCGGAGGGGGCAGGGAUGAGGAUUUGGGGACGCCUGCGUCCCUGGACAAGCAGCUGAUGAGCAAGCCCCUCAUUGCCUUUCCUUCCUUGAUCAUGCUCCCUCUUGUGGUCGUGCUCUCUCGUCUAUCUGCUUUCCUCCUUGCUGUUUCCGUCUUCCCGCCCCAGUGUUCCCACCAUCCCUGCGCAUUCCUCCUAACCAUUCUCCCCCCCCCCUCCCCCUCCCCUCGAUUCCUCCCGCCCAUUCAUUCCUUCCACCCAUCCAUCCGCCCAUCCCUCCCGUCCAUUCCUCCGCGCGCUCAUGUCUCCCGCCCGUGCAGGUGUUUCAAGCAGGAGGAGCGGCGCAGCCCCGUGGACCGCCACCCUGUGCUGCUCAAGGAGGCCCACCAACUAGCUCCGCGCCUCAUUGACCCGCCAGUCCCCUUGGAAACAAAGGAUCCCGACGAAGUGGUGGAAUCAGAAUUCUUUGGCACACGCCAGGCCUUCCUGUCGCUGUGCCAAGCUCUCCUUGCUCAUGCCACUACCUGCACCCCCUCCCGUCCCCCCCACCCCCAGCGCCCCAUCGACCCGCUAGUACCAGCAGAAACAAAGGACCCAGAGGAGCGUCCCAUCGACCCGCUGGUUCCUUCCGAAACAAAGGACCCCGACGAAGUGGUGGAGUCGGAGUUCUUUGACACACGCCAGGCCUUCCUGUCGCUGUGCCAGGGCAACCACUACCAGUACGACACUCUCCGCCGCACCAAGCACUCCUCCCUCAUGAGGCCCAUCGACCCGCCAGUCCCUACGGAAACAAAAGAUCCGGAUGAAGUGGUGGAGUCUGAAUUCUUUGACACGCGGCAGGCGUUUCUCUCUCUCUGCCAGGGCAACCACUACCAGUACGACACGCUGCGCCGCGCCAAGCACUCGUCGCUCAUGGUGCUCUACCACCUGCACAACCCCACCGCGCCCGCCUUCGUUGUCACCUGCAACGCGUGCCAGCGCGACAUUGAGAACCGGCAGGGGUGGCGGUGCGAGCAGUGUCCGGAUUAUGAUGUGUGCGCCCAGUGCAAGGACACGUGUGGACACCCGCACCCGCUGGUGUCGCAUGCGAGCCAGCCGGAUAGGAACGCGCAGAGCCAGGAGGGACGGCAGCAGCGUAUCAAGGAGGUGCGGAAGAUGCUGGAGUUAUUGGCUCACGCAGCGUCCUGCCGCCCCCAGCCAGGCACGGUGUGCACGUACCCCAAGUGCAGCAUGGUGAAGAUGCUGUUCCGCCACGGCACCAUCUGUGCCGGAUCUCAAGGAGGUUCCGGCGGUCAGACUUUUGAGGCGCCUCUAAAGUCGUCUAUAUGCCCUUUCUCGUUGCCCGUUGCCCUUGAUGAUCUAUUCUUUCCGCCCACUCGCAGGGAUCUCAAGGAGCAUUUCCGGCGGUCGGCACAGCAGAUGGAGUCGAGGCGGCGCAAGGCUGUGCAGGAGAUGAUGAGGCAGAGAGCAGCGGAGGCGGCUGGAGGGGCGCUCAAAAGAUGA